AUGGGAUGGGAACCACUCGAUGAAUGCCUGUAUUUCGUUUUGAAUAAUACAUUACGAUCACCAGAUCGACAACAAAAAAUAAGACCAUGGUAUUUGUUUUUGAGACUUUUUCUUGGUGCACUCUUUCGUCUUCCAUCACUGUCAAAAACUGCAUACAGAGGUGUGAAAUUAGAUUUGAGCAAGCGUUACAUCGAAGGAAAAACAAUCGUCUGGUGGGGUUUCUCAUCAUGCACAACUACUGUUGGUAUUCUACAAUCAGAACUAUUUUUGGGAACGACAAAUGCCAGGACAAUGUUUACCUUACAAUGUCAAUCAGCUAGAGAUAUUCGUAAACAUUCGUAUUACCAAGCUGAAGACGAAGUACUUCUUAUGGCUGCAACUCAAUUCAAAGUAAUUAGUUAUCUUAAUCAAGAUAAUCUUCAUAUUAUUCAACUAGAAGAAAUUCAUCCACCAUUUCCACUCUUACAACCAGUGCCAAUUGAUAUUCCGCCACCGAUCAAUCCAAUUUGCUUAGUGACUCCCAAUAUUCCAGUUGAUGCUCGAUGGGCACAGAAUGGAAGGAUCAUUGCUGGAGGCCAUGGACGAGGCUAUGCAACGUAUCAGUUUAAAAGCCCAUUUGGUCUUUUCGUUGAUGAUGAUCAAACGAUGAUCAUCGCUGACGCGUCUAAUCAUCGUAUCAUCCAGUGGAAGAUCGGUGAGACCAAUGGGCAAGUGGUAGCUGGUGGCAAUGGUCCAGCAAAUCAAUUGGAUCAAUUGAAUUUCCCUACUGAUAUGUUGAUCGACAAAGAAACUAAUAGUCUCAUUAUCUGUGAUCGAGACAAUCAGCGGAUCGUACGAUGGUCUCGUCGUAGUGGCACCACUCAUGGAGAAAUCCUCAUCGACAACAUCUUCUGUUGGGGACUGGCCAUGGAUGAUCAGAGAUAUCUCUACAUCUCUGACGAUAAAAAACAUGAAGUAAGACGAUACCGAUAUGGAGGGAAAACAGGAACCAUCGUGGCUGGUAGCCAUGAACGAGGCGAUGGUCUGAAUCAACUAAACAAGCCGCGGUACCUCUUUGUCGAUCGAGCACAAGCUGUCUACGUGUCUGACAGAGAUAAUCAUCGUGUGAUGAAAUGGAAUAAAGGUGCAACAGAGGGUAUUGUCGUCGCUGGAGGUCAAGGCGAAGGGAAUGCUCUGACACAAUUGUCGUGUCCUAUGGGACUGCUCGUUGAUACUUUAGGUACUGUCUAUGUGGUAGACUCGGGAAAUCAUCGAGUGAUGCGUUGGCCUAAAGAAGCGAAACAAGGCACUGUUAUUGUGGGUGGUAAUGGUCGAGGAGAAGGCGCAAAUCAGUUGAACGAACCUGCUGGUUUGUUCUUCGAUCGUCAUGGCCAUCUUUAUGUCGUCGAUUGUUCGCAUUGUCGAGUUCAACGAUUUUCUAUGGAAUAG
This is a messenger RNA of Rotaria sp. Silwood1, 1428 nucleotides long. NCBI's taxonomy places the organism in Eukaryota, Metazoa, Rotifera, Eurotatoria, Philodinida, Philodinidae. The record is from the annotation of a GenBank genome assembly.